ACAGCCUCCGAGGCUCAGUAGUGAGCCAGACGCCGCUCCCUCUGGUCACCUCGUGCCCGCGGACGAGCGCCUUCGACAAUCGCGCACGCGCACACUCGCACGCACUGCCCCGGGGCGCGACUUGUCAGUCUGUGGCAUAAGUGACGGGCCUCUCGUGUGGAGAGAUGAGGAUGCUGCUGGCGCUGUUGUCGGCGGCGGCGAGCCUCGUGCCGGGGGCGCUGGCCGUGCCUGGCGAGCGCUCGGCCGUCAUGGGCGACCUGCACUGGUGCUCGACGCUGUGCCUGUGCCACAAGGGGAUGGAGAUGCAGUGCUUCGACCGCAGCCAGAUCUACGCGCUGCUGCAGAUCAACUCGCACUACGCCAUGAAGCUGGAGCGCGCCGAGUGGCUGCUGGAGGAGCGUGUGCACUGGUGCAACGACCUGUGCCUAUGCCACACCGGCAACAACAAGGAGUUCCAGUGCAUCGACGAGAGCAAGCUCGAGGAGUUCAUCGGCGAGUCGGUGGACGGCGCCCUCCUAUACAGCACGCGGCCGCGGGAGGAGGCGGCGGCGGUGGACGAGGCGGACCAGCAGGAGGAGGCCGAGGCGGACCACAGGAGGAGGUCGGAGGAACGCAAGAGGAAGAAGCAAAGGAAGAACAAGAAGCGAGUGAGGGAGGACGAGGAGGAAGAGGAGGAGGCCCUUGAGGACACCGCGGCGUCAAGCCCGCCCCAUGAGGACGCCCCCGCCGCCCAUACCACCACGCCCCUGCCCGCUGCCGCCCAGCCCUCGCCCGCAGAGCCUGAGGGCGACGCCGAGCUGUUGCCCAAGCAGGAGGCCGUCGCCGCCAGCCCCGCCGUGACCGCCAUGCAGCCGCCCUCGCGCCGCCAGCCGCUCCCGCCCACGCCGCCCGCCACCCAUGCCUCGCACGCCUCCACGCGCGAGGGCGGCAGCCCCGUGCCGGAGGUGUCAGCCGUGAGGGAAGUGCCCGUCGAGCGCAAGACGGUGGCGCUGGAGGUGUCGCAGGACCUGGACGAACUGGGCAGCGCUGUCAUGCAGAUCAGGAGCGACGUGGUGCUCAACCAGCGCAUCCUGCUCGUCACCGUCGCCGUCGCCGGCAUCGCCAUGCUCGGAGUGCUGAUCCUGGCGGUGCACAGUUGCGCGCGCCGCCGCCAGAUGGCCGCCGAGGAGAAGCAGACGCGCGACCAGCCGAAGGACGACCACCACGUCACCAAGAUCAACCGCGAGGAAGAAUGGUGACUAGGUCUUGGCUCCUCCUCCUCCUCCUGCAUCACCUCGCCUCCGACGCGCGUUUGGGAGACCAGAGACUCCUCGGGGGCGGUCAUCUCCACCCAGUGGGAGGUGUCGACAGACGCCCUCGCCCGCAGCGGGAAGCACGCCAGCUGGGAGGAAUCGACGGCCUUCCGGGAGGUGUCUGCCGGCGGUCCUGGACGCUUCAAGGUGUCCAGGGUGUGAUGGGGACGCUGUACACACUGCCACACACACCACACGCUUCCUUCGCUUCUUUUUGAACACGCCCUUGCUCUGUUCGCUCUUCGCUUCUUCGGUUUUCUUUCUUUCUCUCUUCUUUUGUCUUAUUUUUAGUUGUCUUUCUCUCUUCGACUUGUCUUCCUUUCAGCAUUUAUCUACUUCUGUAUUCAGGUUAGGCAUUUUUCCUAACAGAUCUCACCGCGCGUUUUUCUGUAUUUUCUUUUUUUAUUCUUUUUUUUUUCUUUCUUUUUUUUUGAGAAGGAGGAGUCACAAGCGCCUUUUUUUUUACUAAAAAAUUCCAUUUUAGAAUUAUCAUUAUAUGAUAGAUUAGAUUAUUAUACAUAUCUCAGCGACAGUUAACCCCGUGAGAAUUACAAAAAAAAAAAAAAAAACAUCUCAAUAUUACAAGUUAUUUUUACUUAUUAUUCUCGCGCGGUUUCUGUUCCAGCUCUGUUCACUUAUUUUAAACGUAGUGUAGUUCAUAUUGAUUUUUUUCACAAGUAUACAAGUAUACCAGAUAUGUAAAUGUACCAGACGCGUAUGUAUAUAGAACAGGGAUUCCUAAAGUUUGCAAAAGGGUAUGCCAGUUGUAAUAAAUAUUUUCCAUUUAUGAGUUCGUGGUCAGAGGGUAAAGAUUUUUUUCCGCAAAAGGUCAGAUGAUCAAGUAACAGAGAAUCACUCGAAAACUCUAAAGAAACGGGAAAUUACAACCAGUAGGCCUAUACUUUUUUGAGACUUUCUUUUUUGGAAUCGCUGGUUAUAGACAUUUAAAAAAAAGAAAGAAAAAAGAUCGUGUUGGGAGUGCAUACAUCAC
Molecule: messenger RNA, 2283 nt
Organism: Penaeus chinensis
Lineage: Eukaryota; Metazoa; Arthropoda; Malacostraca; Decapoda; Penaeidae
Exons: 2
Coding region: 165-1238 (357 amino acids)
Source: RefSeq, a predicted model, not a curated record